CCGAGCGUGGCGUGUGUGUGCACGAGCUUUCCAGCACCCAGCACAGACUGGACCGGGUGCGCGAUGGAGCACGCGAGUGCGGCCGACGACAGCGGCAGCGACGACGAACGACAUGCCCACCUUCUUGUUCUUGUUGCAGCAGCGAAGCGGAGACGUCGCGAGCGGCAACGCGCUGUGCUCACCGUGGCGACCUGGCGAGUUAUCCUGCGGCCAGAUUACCGUGCCUCGUUUUGGUGGCGCAUGCUGGGCGAGACGGGCCUCAAGGAACCAGCGUCAAGAGAGGCCAAGAUUUUUCGGAGGCGCUUCCGCAUCCCCUACCAGUUCUUCACCGAGCUCAUGGAACUGGUCAAGAAGAAGAAGUGGUUCCCCAUGCGCAAGAAAGAUGUGGCCGGGCGCAUGUGCAUCCCAGUCGAGCUGAAGGUGAUGAAUUAUUGAGACGCGCCGAUUCCAAAACUGGCAUGCAUGCAUCCAUCUAGACUAUUAUAUGCAUAUUUGUGUGCACACUGAGAACAAGGACAAUGUAUGGUCUACACACGCACGCACGUAGUAUGUGAAAUACAGAGUGGCGCGACUGGGUGUCGUAGGAGAGCAAGGGCAACGUAAGUAUGUACACAGUCGUACCGUAGACCGCAGGGCUUGUGCCAAAGAUGAGAAAAACGUGGUGUACACCUAGUCUAUGGAAGCUGCUGCAGGUACAUUGUGGUAAAUUAUUCUCGCCAAACCCCCCUCACGCCAUUUUCUACGUCUAUCGCCAGGGCUGCUGCUGCAGGAAGAUACUGCUGUGAUGCUCAUGCCCCUUCCGGUAUGCCAUGUUCUUUAAGUAGUCGAAAAUGCAGCGCCGCGAAUAACCUGACAACCGACGAUCAAUUCCCGCCGACCGUACACCGCGCACGACGUCUAUGUGCACAGGUCUUGUCAUCCCUGCACAUCUUGGAUAGGGGAAACUU
Ectocarpus sp. CCAP 1310/34 is the source of this 947-nucleotide messenger RNA. The record is from the annotation of a GenBank genome assembly. NCBI's taxonomy places the organism in Eukaryota, Phaeophyceae, Ectocarpales, Ectocarpaceae.